This is a messenger RNA of Cloeon dipterum, 1573 nucleotides long. Its product is annotated as zinc finger protein 239-like. NCBI's taxonomy places the organism in Eukaryota, Metazoa, Arthropoda, Insecta, Ephemeroptera, Baetidae. The record is from RefSeq and is a predicted model, not a curated record. Gene Ontology annotation, cellular component: nucleus. Gene Ontology annotation, biological process: regulation of gene expression. Bases 405 to 1325 code for a protein of 306 amino acids. The transcript has 5 exons.
GUGCGAGCCAACGGGCUGGUCAAAAAAUUAAUUUAAAUUCGAACUGGUCAAAUCAUUUAGAGGAAGCCAAAAAUUUUAAUAAUCAGAUCUGCCACUGAUAUUUUAAUUAAAUAACUUCAAUUCAAUCUCUCGGCGCGAGUUAUUAAAAGUGCUUCAUUUUCAAUUAAAUGUCUGCGACAAGAAACAUAAUAUAAAUCAGUAUGUUGCAUUUAGAAAAUUAAAAGGUUUAAAUUUUUCGCUAUAAGUAAGAAGAGAGCAUUGCUCGUGUACCGUUUAUUUCCAUUGCUCCACAUCACUCCUUCUUUGUGAUUGCGAAUAAGACGAUUUUCGGACGCACUGCGUGGGGUGUCUGUUGGCCUUAUUGGCCGCCUCUCGCAGCAUCUCCAUGGAGACGCCAAACAACAAUGGCCCCAAACUCCGCCCAAAGGCCAUCGAGAGCUUCAGAAGAGUUUUACCUCCAAGAACCUGUGCAGUCGGAGUUAAUUUCCCAAACACUUCAAGAAGACAGGACCCAAAUCGGUGCUAUGAGCGGUGGGACGGUUGACAAAUCGCCGCUGGUCAUGCGGCCGGAUAUAAUGGUCGGCAGCUCCAGUUUGUCCAGCGACCACCGCUGGCUCUUCACCCCCCAAGAUGCUCCUCUGGAUCUGCGACUUCGGCCUGCAAAAAGCGGACGCACAAUGCUUCCCUGCGAAGUUUGUGCGAAAACAUUUGACCGGCCAUCUUUACUCAAACGCCAUAUGAGAACACAUACAGGUGAGCGUCCUCACGGCUGCGACGUGUGUCACAAACGCUUCAGCACAUCCAGCUCGCUGAAUACGCACCGUCGCAUCCACAGCGGCGAAAAGCCACACGCAUGUUCAGUUUGCGGAAAGCGAUUUACGGCGUCGUCCAACCUGUAUUACCAUCGCAUGACGCACACCAAGGAGAAGCCGCACAAGUGCCGCUUGUGCCUCAAGUCGUUCCCGACGCCGGGUGACCUGCGCAGCCACCAGUACGUGCACAGCGGCGCCUGGCCUUUCCGAUGUGCCGCCUGCGGCCGCGGCUUCAGCAAGCUGACCAACCUGCGCAACCACGCGCUCCUCCACACCGGCGACCGGCCGCACGCCUGCCUCAUCUGCGCCAAGCGCUUCGCACUCGCGUGCAACCUGCGCGCACACCUCAAGACGCACGCACAGCAACAGGAGCAGCAGCAGAACGUGGACAAAUGGAGACAGCAACAACAGCAACACGAGCAAGAACAGCAACAAUUUGCCAUGCAAAAAAUGGUUUUGGAAGCGCAACUAAUCAUGGCUGUUCUUCAACGCACUGAAGUGCAACCUACUUAAUCAACACGCAAGUUCGAUCAAAGCAUAAAUUAUAAUUAAAAUAUAUGUUAAAAGAUAACCUUUUUGUGUAAUGUGUCAUGUGAUCUUCCAUAGUUUAAUCAUACCACUAGAGAAAAUGUGUUUGAUAACGCGUAUAUCCUGCGUAAGUCUAGUUCUAGUGAGGGCCGUGUGCAAGUUAUAAUGUGGGUAGCUACAUGUUUGUUGCUAAUAAAUAUCAAUGAAUAUGAAUACAUUAAAACGUGACGGUU